This is a messenger RNA of Suillus paluster, 2165 nucleotides long. RefSeq lists its product as uncharacterized. The transcript is spliced from 4 exons. The coding region runs from base 173 to 2056 and encodes 627 amino acids. Lineage: Eukaryota; Fungi; Basidiomycota; Agaricomycetes; Boletales; Suillaceae. The record is from RefSeq and is a predicted model, not a curated record.
AAUUUGUCAUCGUUAGCCGUAUGAGCCUCGCGGGCCCAUAAUAGGUUCCACAGGAAAACACGCACCUUCCGCAUGUCUUGUAUGUAUCAGCACCAUCAUCAAUAUCAGCGACCCGUCCCUCCUGAACUAGAAUCAAUCAGCAGGUCCAUUUGCCGUAUUACAGUGGACCAGCAUGGACCUAUAUGAUACUUUACAGGCUGAAUUCUGCCCCCAAAUUGAUACCUCCCUCCUGGCAGCUAUCAUUUCAGACCAUGUGCAAGAAGAGGAUGACUUCACCCUCUCCCCCGAUCAGGUCGAGAUUGUACGAGAGAUAUUGAAGGCUCUCGUGAAUCAGGGGCAGGAGGAUGAGCUAGAUGAAAUUAUGUCCGCUACGUCUCUUACUACUCCAGACCUGUGCGACAGUACAACGACCACAAGCGCAGGUUCAGAAAUAUCGUCAUCCCAGCACUCAUUUAGCUCACCACUCGGCUUCUUGCAAGAGGCUUUCUCGGAUGUGCCCAUGGAACGGCUCAGACUGCUACUCAGAGAAGGGUGUGGAGGAGCCCUGGAGGGAGAAGGAGAUGUCGACAUGGAAAGAGUGGUUGAGCAUAUCUUGAACAUGGAGCACAUACGCGACCUUGAGGAGCGCGGAAUCGAACGCACUCCUUCACCCUUUGCUGGGGACUGGGAAACCGUCGCACAUACGAAGCCGAAAUCAAUACCUAAACUCGCCACGCCCACAAAAAAGAAGGCCAAGGGGCGCACGAUCAAGAUUGUGGAUGUGAGGCAGACGCAGCAUGCACCCCCUUCACCGACGCAGACGAAAGGGAUACAGAAGGAUGGGGUAACUAUGGGUGCGGGUGUAGACAUAUGGAUGCAAGUCUCUUCACUUUCUACCCAUCUUGCUGCACUACUUCCUCCAACCCCACCAUCACACUUUGCCUCCUUUUUCCAUUCCCCGACGCACGCCACGUCCGCGCACGCCCUCCGCGCUGCUCUUACAGCCCUGCCCUCCACCUCUACCAGCAUCAAAUCCAAACCCAAGCAAAAAUCCCCUAUCAAGCAAUCUAAUCAAGGUGCAGAAACCAACACGCUCUUCGCACUCCUCGAGCUCCUCGAGGCCUCGCCCACUUUUGCCACUCUUGAUGCAGAACAACGUAACACACUAUACGCAGACGCCCGCCUCGCGCUCUCUGCCGCACAGAACAGACCGGGUGAUGCUCUAGACCUCGUGUGGAUCCUUCGUGAUCUCGAGCACCCCGAAUGCCAAGCAGGAAUAUACCACCUCCCGUCACCGCUUUCUGGCCCAAAUUCGAACACCACUUCCGCUGCGCGUACAAAAUUGCCAACAGGUCCCCCGCUCGUACAGCCUCCACCGACGUCCAAGCGGAAAUUUGCAUCUUCUCCAUCCAGCCCCACCACUCCCGCACAGCCACAAUCCCCAGAGGUGUGGCAAACCGUUCCGGUCCAAACUUCCUUGACCACACAACCCUUGGAGGACCGCAACCCAACGAACAAGCGCAAACUCCGUGGUGCGGGCAAUGGACUCGGCAAGGGCGGCAAGGGGGACGUCGGGGAGCUUCCCCGGAAAGGGACGGGAGGGAACGUUACUGGGUCGCGGCACGCUUCACGCGGGAUGCUUGAGGCGCGCAAACAGCGUGGUGAGCUGCUGCGUGAGGCAGGCCGGGCGUGGCGAAGGCCAUGGGGCGGGGAGGUGGCGCUAUACUAUGCGCAGAAGGCAAGAGAGGUUACGGAGAAGGCACGAGAGGAAGCGUUGGAUGAUGCAAGGGCGCUAGUUGAGGCGAAGAGAUACGCUUCCCAUGAUACAAGAACUGUCGACCUCCAUGGGACGUGCGUUCAAGAGGCGAUAGUGAUUACCAGUGAGAUAUUGGAGAAGGAGGGAUGUUCACCAGCAUCGCCUCUUCGCCUCAUCACUGGCCGAGGUACCCACUCCGCAGGAGGCGUGGGCGUAUUGAAGCCCGCGGUGCAUCGUGCGCUCGUGGCCGAGGGGUGGGAUGUAAGGAUGUGGGACGGUGGUUUGGUCGUUCGGGGAAGGGAGUGGUGGGCUGUGCCUUGAACUUGAUUUAUACGCGACGAGUGGAUCGGUGUUUGUGCGUCUUUUCUUGGAGCCUCUUGGAUUUAUUAUAUCUUUCGUUCAUGUAUGUUGUAUAUCCUUGUUCAUCUAU